This is a messenger RNA of Dichotomopilus funicola, 2955 nucleotides long. RefSeq lists its product as uncharacterized. The record is from RefSeq and is a predicted model, not a curated record. The transcript has a single exon. The coding region runs from base 1 to 2955 and encodes 984 amino acids. Gene Ontology annotation, cellular component: mitochondrion. Gene Ontology annotation, molecular function: leucine-tRNA ligase activity; aminoacyl-tRNA deacylase activity; ATP binding. Gene Ontology annotation, biological process: leucyl-tRNA aminoacylation; mitochondrial translation. Lineage: Eukaryota; Fungi; Ascomycota; Sordariomycetes; Sordariales; Chaetomiaceae.
AUGCCAGUUCUCUACACCCGGUGUAUUGGCCGCUCUUUGCCAAACCUAAACCCGCUCCGGCUCAGCCCAGCCAUCAGUCAUGGCCUUGGCCGCCCACUCUCCAAUACAACACCAUGGCGUAGCCCGGGCGGUUCACUCCGAGCUUCUAGCUCCAAGCAUCGUCGUCAGUCCGAGACACCACUCGAUCUCCCCGCACUCGAUGCAAAAUGGCGGACAAGGUGGGCUUCGUCCCGCCGUGAGCACAAGCCGGCCCCGCUCAAAUACAUCCUGCCCAUGUUCCCAUACCCGUCCGGCUACCUCCACCUGGGCCAUCUCCGCGUGUACACCAUCGCGGACACCAUCGCGAGAUACCACGCUCUGACGGGCAAGAAUGUGAUACUACCGAUGGGGUGGGACGCCUUCGGGCUGCCGGCCGAGAAUGCGGCGAUCGAGCGCGGGAUCGACCCGGCGAGCUGGACGAAGUCCAACAUCGCCGCGAUGAAGGAGCAGCUGGGGCUGAUGAACGGCUCGUGGGACUGGUCACGCGAGCUGUCGACAUGCGACCCGAGCUUCUACAAGCACACCCAGCAGAUCUUUCUCCGGCUGCACGAAAAGGGGCUCGCGUACCAGGCCGAGGCCGAGGUCAACUACGACCCUGUCGAUGAGACGGUCCUCGCGAACGAGCAGGUCAGCGCCAACGGGACUUCCUGGCGGUCGGGUGCGCAGGUCGAGAAGCGGAAGCUGAAGCAGUGGUUUCUCCGCAUCACGGCGAUGCGGGAGUCGCUGCUGCAGGACUUGGAGACGCUGGCCAAGGACGACGCCUGGCCGAAGAGGGUCCUGUCCAUGCAGCAGAACUGGCUGGGCAAGUCGGUCGGCGCCACGAUCAAGUUCCCGGUGGUCGCGUUCGACCAAGAGGUGGAGUCCGCCCACUCCGCCAUCGAGGUCUGGACCAGCCGCCCGGAUACCCUGUUUGGGGUCCAGUACCUGGCCCUCGCCGCGUCACAUCCGGUCGUGGAGAAGCUGGCCGCGCAGGACCCGGAGCUCCAGGCGUUCCUGUGUACGUUGCCGGGCUUGCCGCCUGACUCCAAGGUCGGCUACAUGCUCCCUCACAUCCGCGCUGUCAACCCGCUGGCCUACCAGGACAAUACGCCCCAUGCCACCAAGGAAUCGAUUCCCGUCUAUGUCGCCCCGUAUGUGAUUGGCGACUACGGAGAGGGUGCCGUGAUGGGCGUGCCGGGCCACGACACGCGCGACCACGCAUUCUGGAAGACGCACCACAAGGACGAGCCGAUCCGAUUCGUGCUGGCCGCGUCCGAGGACGAAUCCACCACGGCCUUUGAAAACAAACCUUUCCUCGACCACGGCAUUAUGACGGAGCAUAGCGGCCUGUUUGAGGGCAACACGUCGGAAGAAACCGGCGAGACGCUGAUCAAGAUACUCGAGGAAUCGAAACUGGCCGCGCGCGGUGAGAAAUGGCGGCUCCGAGACUGGCUGGUUAGCCGGCAGCGCUACUGGGGCACCCCCAUCCCGAUCAUCCACUGCGGCUCCUGCGGCGCAGUGCCCGUGCCAGAUGACCAGUUGCCGGUGGUGCUACCCGAUGCGCAGGAGCACUGGGUCGGGAAGAAGACGGGCAACCCGCUCGCGACGGCCGAGGACUGGGUCAACACCACCUGUCCCAAAUGCCACGGGCCGGCCAAGCGGGAAACGGACACUAUGGACACGUUUGUGGACUCCAGCUGGUACUACAUGCGCUUCAUCGACCCGCACAACCAGAACGCGCCGUUUUCCCAGAACAAGGCCCGGUCCAUGCUACCGGUGGACAUCUACAUUGGAGGGGUCGAGCACGCGAUUCUGCACCUCCUCUACGCGCGGUUUAUUUACAAAGCUCUGGUGAAAAAAACAAUAGGACCCUUGCGGCAGGGGGGCGCCCGGGAGACGCUUCACGAGCCCUUCCGGCAGCUCAUCACCCAGGGCAUGGUCCACGGCAAGACGUACACCGACCGGUCCACCGGCCGGUUCCUCAAGCCGGACGAGGUCGACCUCACCGAUCCCGCCAAACCCAAGGUAGCCGCCACGGGCGAACGAGCAGCGGUCACCUUUGAAAAGAUGUCCAAGUCCAAGCACAACGGCGUCAACCCGACAGACGUAAUCGCCCAGCACGGCGCCGACGCAACGCGGGCGCACAUUCUCUUCCAGGCGCCCGUCAGCGAGGUACUCGAGUGGGACAGCGAAAAGAUUGUCGGCGUGACCCGCUGGCUCGGCCGCGUGCACGAUCUCGUCUCCAAGCUGGACCCAGCCAUCCGAAUGCCGGAUACUCCCGACGCGAGAGAAUACCUAGAGAGAAUGGCGGAAAGGCUUACAGGUACUGGAAGGCUUACCAAGGCCGAAAACGUAGUUGAAAUGAGGGAGACACUAGACAUCGACAUAAGGCUCUGGCGCAAAGUGCAGAUGACCAUCAUGUCGGUCACAGAGUCAUACCAAAAGGUCUACGGCCUCAACACCGUCGUCUCCGACCUCAUGACCCUAACCAACACCAUCCAAAACAACACCGGCGUGACAAGCGAGCUCAUCCUCCGGGCCUCACUAUCCGCCCUCAUACGCAUGCUCGCGCCCAUCACCCCGGCGUUUGCCGAGGAAUGCUGGAGUCUCUUGGGUAUGUCCCACACCGGACUGAAUCAGUUGUUUGGCGGUCGCGUGGAGUUUCCAGAAGUGGACGGGACGCUGAACCUGAAGGUGCUGAAGUCGCGGCGACAGAUGUGUAAGGUCAGCGUGAAUGGGAAGAAGUUUGCCAAGAUUGAUAUUGCGACGCCCGAGGAGCGGUUGGGUGGGAAGCUGAUGGAGCAGUGGCUUGUUCGUGAGGUCUUUAAGGCGGAGGAGGUGAAGAAAAAGGUGGAGCAGACGGGGGUGAAUUUGACGCGGGCUAAAAGGGUGAUUGUGGUUAAGCGGGGGGAGAGUGUGAAUUUCGUGCUGGGGUAG